AUGGCAUCAUAUUUUACCCCCGCGCAGAGCCCUCCCGCCGGAACAGCCCUGGAAUCCACCUCUCUCCCAAAGCUGUUUACUCCCCUCAAAAUCCGCGGCCUUAUAGUGCAGAAUCGCCUCUUCCUCGCCCCUCUCUGCCAGUGGUCAGGCGAAAAUGGCUACACGACAGACUGGCACCUCAUUCAUCUUGGUGGUAUCAUCCAACGCGGCCCUGGCCUCUCAAUCAUCGAGUCCACGGCCGUGCAGAAAGAGGGCCGCAUCACGCCCCACGACAUUGGAAUCUGGGAAGAUGGACAGAUCACCGGCCUGAAGCGGAUAGCGGACUUUGUGCACAGUCAGAGCCAACUGAUCGGUAUCCAGCUCAGUCAUGCUGGGCGCAAGGCGAGUACCAUGGCGCCGUUCCUGGACAAGAAUGCGACUGCGCAAGAGGAGGAUGCGGGGUGGCCGGAUGAGGUCUACGCUCCUUCUGGAGUCCCUUUCAACGAUGUCUAUCCUCGGCCUAAGGCUAUGACGAUUGAGCAGAUCCACGAUCUCAAGAAGGCGUUUGUCGAUGCGGCACUACGAUCGGUCAGGGCUGGAUUUGACAUCGUCGAGAUCCAUGCGGCGCAUGGGUAUCUCAUUCACCAGUUUCUGAGCCCGAUCAGCAACAAGCGGACAGACCAGUAUGGAGGGGCCUUUGAGAACAGGGUGCGGCUACUUCUUGAAAUCACAGACGCGGUCCGGGCAGCAAUCCCAGCAGAAAUGCCCUUGUUCGUUCGGAUCAGUGCCACAGAUUGGUUCGACGACUUGACCGAUGAGUUUCCGCAGAGCUGGACUGUGGCGGACUCGUGCAGGCUUGCUCCUAUUCUUGCCGGGCGUGGUGUUGAUUUCCUGGAUGUCAGCUCGGGCGGCAUUCAUCCCAAGCAGUCUACAAGCAUCAAGUCUGGUGAUGGAUACCAGGCGCCGUUUGCUUUGAGGAUCAAGGAAGCUGUCGGAGAUGCCAUGCUGGUGUCUGCUGUUGGAGGUAUCCGGACUGGUGAAAUGGCAGAGGGAUUCCUGCAGCAGGGUCUUGAUGUCGUUAUGUGCGGUCGUUGGUUCCAGAAGAACCCCGGUCUAGUCUACCAGUUUGCAGAAGAGCUGGGGGUGAAGGUCAAGAUGUCGAGUCAGUACGGAUGGGCGCUUGGAGGCGGGAGAAGGAGGAAAUGA
Molecule: messenger RNA, 1185 nt
Organism: Aspergillus mulundensis
Lineage: Eukaryota; Fungi; Ascomycota; Eurotiomycetes; Eurotiales; Aspergillaceae
Product: NADH:flavin oxidoreductase/NADH oxidase
Exons: 1
Coding region: 1-1185 (394 amino acids)
Cellular component (GO): intracellular anatomical structure
Molecular function (GO): NADPH dehydrogenase activity; FMN binding; NADP binding
Source: RefSeq, a predicted model, not a curated record